Messenger RNA from Electrophorus electricus (electric eel), 4167 nucleotides. The record is from RefSeq and is a predicted model, not a curated record. NCBI's taxonomy places the organism in Eukaryota, Metazoa, Chordata, Actinopteri, Gymnotiformes, Gymnotidae.
AUGACAUCCUGUGUCUCCAAGGUCAUCAGUAAUCUGAUAGUCAUGCAUGUGCUUCUGGUCAGUAGUGGCGUAACAGAAGGGUCUUUCCUGGAGUGUAUUCCAGUUCUCACGGUGCCUCGCUACACAGUGUGGAGGGCUGCUCCAAUGAGCACCCUGAAGAUCAACUGCAAUGUCAGCAUUCCUUCACACUGCUGGGAAAACUUAGCAUUGUCAUGGUGCAAAGUUGAUGAGGGGAAUGACUGCAAACCUUUGAAUCACUCCAGUCACAUCACAACAGAAUGGAGGAAGAUUACUGGGGAAUAUAAGACCUCAUUCCUGGUUUUCAGAAACUUAUCUACUGCUGACAGUGGUCUAUACAGGUGUAAAGUAGACGGACGUUUAUCCACUAUAAGCCAUAAUAUCAAUGUAACUGUGACAGGGUCUUUCCUGGAGUGUAUUCCAGUUCUCACGGUGCCUCGCUACACAGUGUGGAGGGCUGCUCCAAUGAGCACCCUGAAGAUCAACUGCACUGUCAGCAUUCCUUCACACUGCUGGGAAAACUUAGCGUUGUCAUGGUGCAAAGUUGAUGAGGGGAAUGACUGCAAACCUUUGAAUCACUCCAGUCACAGCACAACAGAAUGGAGGAAUAUUACUGGGGAAUAUAAGACCUCAUUCCUGGUUUUCAGAAACUUAUCUACUGCUGACAGUGGUCUAUACAGGUGUAAAGUAGACGGACGUGUAUCCACUAUAAGCCAUAAUAUCAAUGUAACUGUGACAGGGUCUUUCCUGGAGUGUAUUCCAGUUCUCACGGUGCCUCGCUACACAGUGUGGAGGGCUGCUCCAAUGAGCACCCUGAAGAUCAACUGCACUGUCAGCAUUCCUUCACACUGCUGGGAAAACUUAGCGUUGUCAUGGUGCAAAGUUGAUGAGGGGAAUGACUGCAAACCUUUGAAUCACUCCAGUCACAGCACAACAGAAUGGAGGAAUAUUACUGGGGAAUAUAAGACCUCAUUCCUGGUUUUCAGAAACUUAUCUACUGCUGACAGUGGUCUAUACAGGUGUAAAGUAGACGGACGUGUAUCCACUAUAAGCCAUAAUAUCAAUGUAACUGUGACAGGGUCUUUCCUGGAGUGUAUUCCAGUUCUCACGGUGCCUCGCUACACAGUGUGGAGGGCUGCUCCAAUGAGCACCCUGAAGAUCAACUGCACUGUCAGCAUUCCUUCACACUGCUGGGAAAACUUAGCGUUGUCAUGGUGCAAAGUUGAUGAGGAGAAUGACUGCAAACCUUUGAAUCACUCCAGUCACAGCACAACAGAAUGGAGGAAUAUUACUGGGGAAUAUAAGACCUCAUUCCUGGUUUUCAGAAACUUAUCUACUGCUGACAGUGGUCUAUACAGGUGUAAAGUAGAUGGACGUGUAUCCACUAUAAGCCAUAAUAUCAAUGUAACUGUGACAGGGUCUUUCCUGGAGUGUAUUCCAGUUCUCACGGUGCCUCGCUACACAGUGUGGAGGGCUGCUCCAAUGAGCACCCUGAAGAUCAACUGCACUGUCAGCAUUCCUUCACACUGCUGGGAAAACUUAGCGUUGUCAUGGUGCAAAGUUGAUGAGGGGAAUGACUGCAAACCUUUGAAUCACUCCAGUCACAGCACAACAGAAUGGAGGAAUAUUACUGGGGAAUAUAAGACCUCAUUCCUGGUUUUCAGAAACUUAUCUACUGCUGACAGUGGUCUAUACAGGUGUAAAGUAGACGGACGUGUAUCCACUAUAAGCCAUAAUAUCAAUGUAACUGUGACAGGGUCUUUCCUGGAGUGUAUUCCAGUUCUCACGGUGCCUCGCUACACAGUGUGGAGGGCUGCUCCAAUGAGCACCCUGAAGAUCAACUGCACUGUCAGCAUUCCUUCACACUGCUGGGAAAACUUAGCGUUGUCAUGGUGCAAAGUUGAUGAGGGGAAUGACUGCAAACCUUUGAAUCACUCCAGUCACAGCACAACAGAAUGGAGGAAUAUUACUGGGGAAUAUAAGACCUCAUUCCUGGUUUUCAGAAACUUAUCUACUGCUGACAGUGGUCUAUACAGGUGUAAAGUAGACGGACGUGUAUCCACUAUAAGCCAUAAUAUCAAUGUAACUGUGACAGGGUCUUUCCUGGAGUGUAUUCCAGUUCUCACGGUGCCUCGCUACACAGUGUGGAGGGCUGCUCCAAUGAGCACCCUGAAGAUCAACUGCACUGUCAGCAUUCCUUCACACUGCUGGGAAAACUUAGCGUUGUCAUGGUGCAAAGUUGAUGAGGGGAAUGACUGCAAACCUUUGAAUCACUCCAGUCACAGCACAACAGAAUGGAGGAAUAUUACUGGGGAAUAUAAGACCUCAUUCCUGGUUUUCAGAAACUUAUCUACUGCUGACAGUGGUCUAUACAGGUGUAAAGUAGACGGACGUGUAUCCACUAUAAGCCAUAAUAUCAAUGUAACUGUGACAGGGUCUUUCCUGGAGUGUAUUCCAGUUCUCACGGUGCCUCGCUACACAGUGUGGAGGGCUGCUCCAAUGAGCACCCUGAAGAUCAACUGCACUGUCAGCAUUCCUUCACACUGCUGGGAAAACUUAGCGUUGUCAUGGUGCAAAGUUGAUGAGGAGAAUGACUGCAAACCUUUGAAUCACUCCAGUCACAGCACAACAGAAUGGAGGAAUAUUACUGGGGAAUAUAAGACCUCAUUCCUGGUUUUCAGAAACUUAUCUACUGCUGACAGUGGUCUAUACAGGUGUAAAGUAGAUGGACGUGUAUCCACUAUAAGCCAUAAUAUCAAUGUAACUGUGACAGGGUCUUUCCUGGAGUGUAUUCCAGUUCUCACGGUGCCUCGCUACACAGUGUGGAGGGCUGCUCCAAUGAGCACCCUGAAGAUCAACUGCACUGUCAGCAUUCCUUCACACUGCUGGGAAAACUUAGCGUUGUCAUGGUGCAAAGUUGAUGAGGGGAAUGACUGCAAACCUUUGAAUCACUCCAGUCACAGCACAACAGAAUGGAGGAAUAUUACUGGGGAAUAUAAGACCUCAUUCCUGGUUUUCAGAAACUUAUCUACUGCUGACAGUGGUCUAUACAGGUGUAAAGUAGACGGACGUGUAUCCACUAUAAGCCAUAAUAUCAAUGUAACUGUGACAGGGUCUUUCCUGGAGUGUAUUCCAGUUCUCACGGUGCCUCGCUACACAGUGUGGAGGGCUGCUCCAAUGAGCACCCUGAAGAUCAACUGCACUGUCAGCAUUCCUUCACACUGCUGGGAAAACUUAGCGUUGUCAUGGUGCAAAGUUGAUGAGGGGAAUGACUGCAAACCUUUGAAUCACUCCAGUCACAGCACAACAGAAUGGAGGAAUAUUACUGGGGAAUAUAAGACCUCAUUCCUGGUUUUCAGAAACUUAUCUACUGCUGACAGUGGUCUAUACAGGUGUAAAGUAGACGGACGUGUAUCCACUAUAAGCCAUAAUAUCAAUGUAACUGUGACAGGGUCUUUCCUGGAGUGUAUUCCAGUUCUCACGGUGCCUCGCUACACAGUGUGGAGGGCUGCUCCAAUGAGCACCCUGAAGAUCAACUGCACUGUCAGCAUUCCUUCACACUGCUGGGAAAACUUAGCGUUGUCAUGGUGCAAAGUUGAUGAGGGGAAUGACUGCAAACCUUUGAAUCACUCCAGUCACAGCACAACAGAAUGGAGGAAUAUUACUGGGGAAUAUAAGACCUCAUUCCUGGUUUUCAGAAACUUAUCUACUGCUGACAGUGGUCUAUACAGGUGUAAAGUAGACGGACGUGUAUCCACUAUAAGCCAUAAUAUCAAUGUAACUGUGACAGGGUCUUUCCUGGAGUGUAUUCCAGUUCUCACGGUGCCUCGCUACACAGUGUGGAGGGCUGCUCCAAUGAGCACCCUGAAGAUCAACUGCACUGUCAGCAUUCCUUCACACUGCUGGGAAAACUUAGCGUUGUCAUGGUGCAAAGUUGAUGAGGGGAAUGACUGCAAACCUUUGAAUCACUCCAGUCACAGCACAACAGAAUGGAGGAAUAUUACUGGGGAAUAUAAGACCUCAUUCCUGGUUUUCAGAAACUUAUCUACUGCUGACAGUGGUCUAUACAGGUGUAAAGUAGACGGACGUGUAUCCACUAUAAGCCAUAAUAUCAAUGUUAUUGUGACAGUAAGAGCUUGGAUUUUAUAG